This is a messenger RNA of Aspergillus bombycis, 1617 nucleotides long. RefSeq lists its product as uncharacterized. The transcript has 3 exons. The coding region runs from base 1 to 1617 and encodes 538 amino acids. NCBI's taxonomy places the organism in Eukaryota, Fungi, Ascomycota, Eurotiomycetes, Eurotiales, Aspergillaceae. The record is from RefSeq and is a predicted model, not a curated record.
AUGGGCAGCUAUCAAGGCAUUCCCGGAAACGAUGGCUUUGGCGUCCGUGGCAGCCGAUUUUACUACAUCCCAGAUUACAUACCACCGACACAGAAUAUCUCUUUAGGUAUCACAAACGAUCACAUCAUUUCAGGUACGAAGAGGAAGAGUAAGCCUCCAGCGCGCUUGAUAUAUGGAGAGCGAGAUAUACCACAAUCUGAUGAGUGGAAGUUAAGCAAAAAGCCCCGCCAGUCAAUUACGACGCUGGGCGAACGCAAACAUGAGCAGAACAUCCGCAUUAUCAUUCCUCCUCCUAUUCCUGACGAUGAUUCCGGUGACUCGCCCUUGACCGAAGUAGAGGAUCUAGAGGACGAAUUGGAAGACUUGGCCUCUAACCCGCCCAUGGGUGAUGCUCAUCUAGCCGCUGGGAUGCUCAGUGAGCAUCCCAGACUAGAUAGCUCGGAUGAAAUUAGGAGAGGCCAGCUCACACAACAGGACGAGCGUGAUAGAUGCACAGGGAAGAUGAUCAAUCUCCGCCAACAGGCAGAACAGGCAUUGCCCUGCAGGAGCCGUAGGACAGACUUGCAGCAAAAAGAAAUAGAGACGCUCCAGAGACAAAACAACCGUCUCCGGGCGGAAUUAGCUAACAUCAGAGCAUCGCAGUGCACUUCAACCAACGAUUCCGCUAUCACUAGAUUCUCCGCGGACGAAUUACUUAGCCGCAAGAAUGAGAUUAAAAGGCUUCGCCGCCGCCUUUCAAGUGCCCUGGAGCUUAUUGAGCUUGUCCGUCCCCUCCCAUCGUACGACGAUGGUUUUGCCACAUCAACGGGCUUCAUAUACCAGGAGAUGGAUACAUUGGGUAACUAUGUGGUCUAUACCGCAAAUUUGCUCUCCAAAGCCCGAAGGUAUGACAUAAAGGAUGAAACAAUAGGUCAAAAUCUAGCUCACCUCAUCGAGCAAACCAUUAUCACCAAAGAGCUUUUAUUCACAGAGCCCCUAUCAGCCUUUCGCGCUCUUACUUUUGGUUUUAUUCAAGAACGCGUGUUUCAUGCCCCGGAGAUAUGGAGAGAGCUGCACUUUGACGGCAUAAUGUUCAGGCAGUUCCAAAGCAUUCUGGAACAAAGCAUUUCACCUGAAACCCUGGAAAAAUACCACCGUGCAACAGUUAAUCUUACUCUAACAAGAAAUCCAGAAUUCAAGGAACAGUUCGUUUCGAGGUACGCUGAACAGAUACAGUUCGAGUUCUUCAAAAUGAUGGCGCCUUUAGUCGGGUCAGAAGACAUGGGCGCUCACUUUAAGCGCCAAACGCGGACAUUAUUGAGACACGCCCUUACCCUACGUGCGAGCUGCUAUCCUCAUAUCGGAACGCGCUAUCAACUGGUGCACUUCAAACCAGGUCAGAUAUAUGACCCGCAGACCAUGCGCGCAGAAGAUGAGGCUGGAGCAAGCGUACAUGUUCCAGAGGGUGGACAGCAGCGCUGCAUUAAGGUGUGCGUGCAUGGGCUGAUGAAAGCCUGUUCGGUUCAAGAGAAUGCGACUGGACUGGAUUUGAUCAAACAACUCAGCCAGCCGUUUUUAGCGGCAGGCAACAAAGAUGGUCACAUUGUUAGUGACAAGGCAGCCGUUAUUCUAGACUGA